Molecule: messenger RNA, 3386 nt
Organism: Hemiscyllium ocellatum (epaulette shark)
Lineage: Eukaryota; Metazoa; Chordata; Chondrichthyes; Orectolobiformes; Hemiscylliidae
Product: calcium-transporting ATPase type 2C member 2-like
Exons: 27
Coding region: 82-2925 (947 amino acids)
Biological process (GO): intracellular calcium ion homeostasis; manganese ion transport; calcium ion transmembrane transport
Cellular component (GO): Golgi membrane; plasma membrane; endoplasmic reticulum
Molecular function (GO): P-type calcium transporter activity; ATP hydrolysis activity; ATP binding
Source: RefSeq, a predicted model, not a curated record
GCUCACUGACAGCCACCGCCACUCUCCAAACAAGUACUUGUUUUACAUGUGUCUCUGAGGAGGGCAGUGCGGGGUGAAAGCAUGAAACAAUCGCGAUUUCCCAAAUUGUUCCAGAAACUUUCCAUCGCCUUCUCCAGGAGGAAAUAUCAACUGCUGCAGGACAGUGACUUGCACGGCAAGGAGAAUGGGGAGCUCCAGGAACUAAAAGUUAAUAGCAAAAAAGAACCAAUUGUGCCUGUAUCUUCCAAAGAAGCUAGCACACGGUACCUGGAUGAGCUAGUAAGCGAUCUUCAGGCUGACUUACAGAAUGGCCUCACAGCAGUCGAUGUGCAGGAACGUCGCCUCCUGUAUGGAUGGAAUGAUUUUGAAGUGGCUCAACCUGAACCAAUUUGGAAAAAGUACCUUGGCCAGUUCAAGAAUCCCCUUAUUCUGUUGCUUUUGGCCUCAGCUGUUAUUAGUCUCAUCACUAAAGAGAUUGAAGAUGCAGUGAGCAUAACAUUGGCUAUAAUAAUCGUUGUCACAGUUGCUUUUGUGCAGGAGUAUCGAUCUGAAAAGUCUCUGCAAGAGCUAGGCAAACUGAUACCUCCAGAAUGUAACUGUAUUCGUGAAGGUAAGCUGGAGCAUUUGCUAGCAAAGGAGCUUGUAUUGGGUGACACUGUGUGCAUUUCCGUCGGUGAUCGAGUCCCAGCAGAUGUUCGACUCUUUGAGGCUGUUGAUCUGUUGAUCGAUGAAUCGAGUUUCACAGGGGAGUCAGAAGCUUGUAACAAAAGUGCUGCAACCUUAACAGAAGCUGGGGAUCUGACUUCUCUUCAAAACAUUGCAUUCAUGGGAACACUUGUACGAUGUGGGAAUGGAAAGGGCAUUGUGAUUGGAACUGGUGAGAACUCUGAGUUUGGAGAAGUAUUUAAAAUGAUGCAAGCUGAAGAGGCUCCAAAGACCCCAUUACAAAAAAGCAUGGACAAGCUAGGAAAGCAAUUAUCACUCUUUUCAUUUGCAGUUAUUGGUUUAAUGAUGCUGAUUGGUUGGUCACAAGGGAAGCACCUCCUUGGCAUGUUUACUAUAGGAGUUAGCCUGGCAGUUGCAGCUAUUCCGGAAGGCCUACCAAUUGUUGUCACGGUAACAUUAGCACUAGGUGUAAUUAGAAUGUCAAAGAAGAAAGUGAUAAUAAAGAAACUCCCUGUUGUAGAAACAUUAGGUUGCUGUAACGUUAUCUGUUCUGAUAAGACUGGCACCCUAACAGCUAACGAGAUGACUGUUACACGAUUGGUUACAUCAGAUGGAAUACAUGCAGAGGUAACUGGUACAGGAUAUAAUGGAAAUGGCGAUGUACGCCUGUCAUCCAGUGGAGAAAUAGUAAAGGCAUUCUCCAAUCUGUCUGUAGGAAAACUGGUUGAAGCUGGAUGUUUAUGCAAUAAUGCUAUCAUCAGAGAAGACACAUUAAUGGGACAACCAACAGAAGGUGCCUUAAUUGCUCUUGCAAUGAAGAUGGACCUUGAUCAUGUUAAGCAGAGCUAUAUGAGGAAGAAAGAAUAUCCAUUUAGCUCAGAACAGAAAUGGAUGGCUGUUAAAUGCGUCCACAAGAGUCGGGAAACUGAAGAAAUGUACUUCAUGAAGGGUGCAUAUGAAGGAGUUAUUCAGUACUGUAGCAAUUAUAGCAACGGCGGUAUGCCCGUGCCCCUCACACCACAACAAAAGACAAUAUACAUCCAACAACAAGCAAAACUAGGAGCAGAGGGUCUACGGGUGCUCACACUAGCUGCUGGAUGCGAAUUAGGCGCACUUACUUUCUUGGGAUUGAUUGGCAUUAUUGAUCCACCGAGAACUGAAGUCAAGGGAGCAGUUCAAAUGCUUCAAAGCUCAGGCAUUGCUGUAAAGAUGAUCACUGGAGACUCUAAGGAGACGGCUAUUUCUAUAGGAAAAAGCAUAGACCUUUAUAAUGAUGAUGUGGAGGUUAUGUCAGGAGAGCAACUGGACCUACUCAAAGAUGAGGAGCUUUCCCUCAUGGUAAUGAAGGUAGCUGUAUUCUUUAGAACAAGUCCAAAGCACAAGCAGAAAAUUGUUAAGGCCCUUCAGAGCAACAAUGCAGUGGUGGGGAUGACUGGAGAUGGUGUGAAUGAUGCUGUUGCUCUCAAAUCUGCUGAUAUUGGAAUUGCUAUGAAAGGAACAGGGACCGAUGUCAGUAAAGAAGCAGCAGGCAUGAUUCUGGUCGAUGAUAACUUUUCUUCUAUUCUGUGUGCAAUGGAGGAAGGCAAAGGAAUUUUUUUCAACAUUAAAAAUUUUGUGCGCUUUCAGUUGAGUACAAGUAUUUCAGCAUUGAGCUUGAUUGCUCUUUCUAUUAUAUUUAACCUACCAAAUCCGUUAAAUGCAAUGCAGAUUUUAUGGAUCAACAUCAUUAUGGAUGGACCCCCUGCUCAAAGCCUGGGUGUUGAGCCAGUUGAUCGGGAUGUCAUUAAACGGCCUCCAAGAGAUGUUAAAGACUCGAUCCUGAAUAAGGGCCUAAUUGUUAAAAUCUUAUUCUCAGCUAUUAUCAUUAUCAGUGGGACCCUCUUUGUUUUCUGGAGAGAGCUUCCAGAGGGGAAGAUUUCCUCAAGAACCACAACCAUGACAUUUACCUGCUUUGUCUUCUUUGAUAUGUUCAACGCUUUAAGUUGUCGCUCUCAGACUAAAUCAGUAUUCCAAGUAGGCCUUCUUCGUAAUCAUGUAUUUCUCUACACCGUACUGGGCUCACUUCUGGGACAAAUGGCUGUCAUCUAUUUCCCACCUCUCCAGAAAAUUUUCCAAACUGAGAACCUCACACCACUCGACUUGCUGUUCUUGGCUGGCUUGGCAUCUUCGGUUUUCUUUGCAUCAGAGGUAUUGAAGUUAAUUGAAAGGUCAUGGUCUUCAGCAACUCAAAGGCAAAAUGGACCCAAGUCAGGAUUAUGACAGUAUUGGAAUGUAACUUGUAUUGGCUCUGAGCCAUGGUGCACUACUGAACUGCACAGCUACACUUUAUCAAGAUUAUCAAAGACAAUUGUGAAAUUUGAUUUUGAAGAUUAAAAAAAAGUCUGUUUUGUAUAUUGAGAUUUCAUUUAAGGGAAUGUUUCUCUUCAGAAUGUACUGAUGCUGUUGAUCAGAACAACUCCCUUGUAAUUUUAUCUUGAAAGUUCGCAAAAUUGGAUAUUGUACAAAUUCUUAAAGUGAGUCGCAAUGUGCAAAACAGCCUUGCAACUCUGGAAAUACAGGGAGAAGGCAGGGAAUAUUUAUAGGUGAAUUGCACAUUCAGAAGCCAGUACCGCUACGAUGGUUGAAAUAGUCUCCUUCUGUGCUGUAACAAUUCUGCAUAAAUAUUGUAAGUAUUGUUCUUUGAACGUAGUUUUUCUUACAUGUUGCAGACAUUGUGUAAA